AUGCGACCAGCACAAUCAGAGUUGUUCGGCUCACAGAGAAGUGAGCGAGACAAUCGCCAUCCCUGGACCACGGAUUCACCCCUGAUGCCACCAAAUUCGAGUAUUCGAGGGAUGCGCUCUGAAGAUUCAUGGAUCGAGAUCUCAUCUCGUCCUUCGUCUUCAUCCUUAUCAUCCACGAGCAAUGACAUUAUUACUACCGGACUUCAGAUUCGACCCCACGAUGACCGAAGAUCUCGACCGCUUCAACCAUCCCCUCAUACCUCCACAUCACAGCCACGUUCAACAAGCACUGCCGGAAGCAGUCAGGAUGAAUAUGAAGAGAGUGAGAGUGAAAGUGAUCGCGUCCUGAGUAGUUCCAACGAAGACAUCUAUCAAGAUGGCAACGCGGAUGAUGAUGAGACCUCAACGGCGCUGGGCGCUGGCAGCUUGGACAAGGCAUUUACUCCACAACCAAAUGCAUUUACACAUCCACCAUCGUCCCAAACGGGACCUAUACCAGGCUCAUACUUUCCACCGGCCCCAUCUUUGGCAGCAUCUGGACCAUCUGAUGAUCGGACGCUAGCACAAAGAAGUUAUCCACGACAUCAUCAGUCACGGAAUCGACCUGCCACAUCAUCCUAUCAACCUGACCAUGAUGCUGCGCUUCGUGCUUCAUUGACUACUUUACUCUCCUGUGCCGCUGCAGUUCGACCCAAGGGCCCCGAAACCCGGACACCAGCAACACGAACGUCAACGCAACCCACGGCAUUGCGAUUGGUUCCGGAAUCGGAAUUUGAGAAGCCCGUCCGGCGCCGAAGAACUCCAUCUCCACAACAAGCAAAACGGAAGUCACGCGAGUCCAGCAAAGAACGACAUGCGAAGAAGGUCCGCGCCGCCAAAGCAGCAGUGGCCAAUGAAGAAUUGAUUAGUCCGACUUUGGCUUCAUGGAUGAUUUCAGCUGGCGUGGUUCUUGUGUUUUCCGCCAUCAGCUUCAGUGCCGGAUACGCCUGGGGUCGUGAAGUAGGUAGAUUGGAAGGGGAAAUGGGCAUCACCAGUGGCAACUGUGGACGCGAGGCUUUACGCGGCAGUGGAAGUAGCUUGAGGCGAUUGCGGUGGAGUUCGGCAACGAGCAGCAUCAGCGCAUAA
This is a messenger RNA of Rhinocladiella mackenziei CBS 650.93, 1125 nucleotides long. RefSeq lists its product as uncharacterized. The transcript has 2 exons. NCBI's taxonomy places the organism in Eukaryota, Fungi, Ascomycota, Eurotiomycetes, Chaetothyriales, Herpotrichiellaceae. The record is from RefSeq and is a predicted model, not a curated record. The coding region runs from base 1 to 1125 and encodes 374 amino acids.